This is a messenger RNA of Didymella exigua CBS 183.55, 741 nucleotides long. RefSeq lists its product as uncharacterized. The transcript has a single exon. NCBI's taxonomy places the organism in Eukaryota, Fungi, Ascomycota, Dothideomycetes, Pleosporales, Didymellaceae. The record is from RefSeq and is a predicted model, not a curated record. The coding region runs from base 1 to 741 and encodes 246 amino acids.
AUGCGGCCACUCCACCCUCUCCAACACCCCGAGCACACGGAGCUCUGCAACCCAGCCCAGGAUUCCGACGACGAGAUCCGACAGGGUUUCGACCGCGCGCCUGCGUUCUGCCACCCCUUGCGCGUAGACCUGGAGGAGCUCGGGACGCAGUACCGCGACAGCGAUAGAAUCGCACAGACCAACCGCCUCUACGCUUUCUGCGAUGUGUGCAAAGGUCCUCUGGGGAUUGAGUCUGAGCCGCGCGGCGCUGGUGCUGAGAUUGAGAGGUCAGCACAGCAAUUCGACGACUACACCGACGAGGACCGCAUCGAUCACGCCAAGUGGCGCCAUCUGCGUCUUUCCGACGCGGCCAAAGUUGAUGUGGCGCUUCGGGACCUGCACGGCCUGCUGGCGAGCGAGCGUGAAGCAACGACAGCCGCGGUCCAGAGCAUCCGCGAUGAAACAGUCCAGAAGGCACCUUUCAACCCCCACGGCCCGGAGCGGUGGUGUCUGUUCCGCAAAGCGCACCAGGAGGCUGCGAGCCUACUGGCCAUCACAGAAACGUACAUGGCGAUGCGGAUGCCGAGAAGAUUCGUCAACGACGUCGUCGAGCGCGUGCAGGAUACGUUGAUGCUGUUGAUGCUGAUGCUGUUGAUGCUGUUGAUGCUGUUGAUGCUGUUGAUGCUGUUGAUGCUGUUGAUGACGUUGAUGAUGUUGAUACUGUUGACCAUGGUCGAAACGCUGGUAGAAGAAAGUCAGUGA